This is a messenger RNA of Acinonyx jubatus (cheetah), 1738 nucleotides long. RefSeq names its product tumor protein p53 inducible protein 11 (gene TP53I11). The record is from RefSeq and is a predicted model, not a curated record. NCBI's taxonomy places the organism in Eukaryota, Metazoa, Chordata, Mammalia, Carnivora, Felidae. The transcript has 7 exons. Bases 172 to 741 code for a protein of 189 amino acids.
GCACACUGGCGGCUCCCAGCCCAGUGCCAGCCUUCGGAGGCCUUUGCCUCACCGGGGUCUACACUUCUAUCUCCUUUGCAUAGGUGCUGAUUGAACCGGAGGACCGGCAGCCAAGUCAUCUCCGUGUCUCCCAGACCAGCGCCUGGUAGACGACAGCGGCUCCAGGACGAGAUGGCGGCCAAGCAGCCCCCGCCUCUCAUGAAGAAGCACAGCCAGACGGACCUCGUGAGCCGCCUGAAGACCCGCAAGAUCCUCGGCGUGGGCGGGGAGGACGACGACGGGGAGGUGCACCGCUCCAAGAUCAGCCAGGUCUUGGGCAAUGAAAUCAAGUUUGCUGUUCGGGAGCCUCUGGGGCUGAGGGUCUGGCAGUUUGCUUCUGCCGUGCUCUUCUCCGGCAUCGCCAUCAUGGCCCUCGCCUUCCCUGACCAGCUCUAUGAUGCGGUCUUUGAUGGAGCCCAGGUGACCAGCAAGACCCCCAUCCGCCUCUAUGGCGGUGCCCUCCUCAGCAUCUCCCUGAUCAUGUGGAAUGCUCUCUACACGGCUGAGAAAGUGAUCAUCCGAUGGACUCUGCUCACCGAAGCCUGUUACUUUGGGGUCCAGUUCUUGGUGAUCAGUGCCACGCUCGCAGAGACCGGCCUCGCGUCCCUGGGGAUCCUGCUGCUCUUGGCCAGCCGCCUCCUUUUUGUCGUCAUCAGCAUUUACUACUAUUACCAAGUGGGCCGAAAACCCAAGAAAGUCUAGCCACUCCCUGGGCCGGGGCCCCUGUGUGGCGGGGAGGCCCCGGGGCCUCAGUUUCCCUCUGGCUGCUGGAAGGCAGGAAGGAGCCUGCCCUGUGCCGGGCCUGCCCCCAGGCAGGCGGGGCUGACCGCCUUCCUUUCCUCCCGGGCACCCCCAAAUGCUGUGAUCUCCUGGGCUUUCAGGUUUGGGGAGGGACGGGGCCUCUUGAACCUCUGGCCCUCGCCCCACACAGGAACGCCUCCUUUUCGUGGGUCUCUUGGCCUCCGGAUCCCCUGGACAGACACUCACUGGAGAGCUUGAGUCGUGGGGUUUUGGCCUGAGAUGGGGCUCCCGCCCCUUCUGCCGGGAGGCCCUUCUCUGGUUUGAGACAGGCUGAGCACUGUCCCCCAGUCCUCCCUACACCCCUGGCCACUCUAGUGCCCAUGUGGCUGACCUUGGCUUCCGUGUAUGCCUGGAAAAAUCCAAGAAUUUGACCCCGUGCCCCUAUCCCUCCCCACCCAUGGGAGCUGCCCCUGCCCCCUAACCGCACACGCCUGCCCUUCCCACAGCCCAGCUGCGGGCGGACCGGCAGGGGUGGUGGUCUCUGAGCCGGUGCCUCCCUUUCAGCCUCCCUCUGCAGUGGGCCACCUGUCGCCAGAGCCCGGUCCCCAGCCCCAAGCCCGGCCACCACAGGCUCUCCUAGGGCCUUACUCUAGGCUGCCGUGCCUCCACCCGGCUCCCGGACGCCCCUAGGAGUCCCCUUCCCCCAACUGGCCUGGGUCCAGCCUCACCCCCAGGCUGACCCCGACAGUGGACGCAGAGAGAGGUGGAACCCCCGUGAUGGGGUUUGGAGGUGAAGAAGAGAGAGACGCAGUGGCGUUUCCUCGUCCCUUCGGUCUGCCCAGUUCAGUCCCCUCGCGCACCCUCGCCUUCUCCCCGGGGUGCUGCCCCCAAGACCCAGCGGGGUAGGACUGGGUGCCCUUCAAACUCAGCAGGGGAAAUAAAUAGAAAUAUUUCAGCA